GAUUGUCCAGAUCUCAAAUUUGUGCCUCAUCUGUUCAGCACUAAACCUCAACUUUUCUUCGGCUAAGAGCCCUUCAAGCUGCAGAACUGUAGAAUUUGCAAUUCUUUUAACAAAGGAUCUCAAAAGAAGUGCUUUAGAGGUUAUAUUUUCAUUUUAGAAAGCUAGUUAGGACCAUGAGUGACACUCUGAGACCCCCUUCGCUCCAGGUGAGCGUCCCAAACGAUGCUCCGGCAUACUCAGACGGCGGAAACAAUGUUGUGUCAGACGGCUCUAUGCGAUCCAGCUCCUCAACUCCGACGCUUCGCCGCAAGCGCUUCAAGAUGCGCCGCAUGAGGAACGUACCCAGCGAAAAGGAGGUCGAAAGGGGGCGACUAGCUGUUGGUCAACUCACAACUCGAUCCCACUCCGGCUCCAAGGAGUACCUCCAGCUGCCCUCCAUUGAGAUCACGCCAUCCAGCGACGAAGACGCCCCCUCUUCCUGGUCGAGAUGCUCAACACCCAGCGCCUCCCCGCGACGCAAACGUUUCCUGUUGAGGAAGUGGCUCAAGGUUCGAGAGAAGAAGGAGCAAGGCAGUGAGAGCAGCAGCCAGCAGAGCAGUCAGCAAAGCAGCCUGCAGAGCAGCCAUGAAGAUGACAGCACUCGCUUCCUGACUCCAUUGAUCCGAGAGGAGAGGUCUGACAGUGCAGCGGACAAAAUCAGCACUGCCAGUAACUCAAACAAGAGCACACCUGCCUGCUCGCCAGUCCUGCGUAAACGCUCGCGCUCUCCCACACCACAGAGCCAGGAGGGUGAGAAUAUGGUUGAGAAGGGUUCAGACCACUCCUCUGACAAAUCUCCCUCCACUCCUGAGCAGGUUGUCCAGAGAACUUACUCCCUGCAGUCAGCAAGAAGCGGGGGAAAGAACUCAAAGUCUCACAAGCGACUUUCCAAAUAUGACAGACUAAACCUGAUUAAAAAGAGCCAAAGCUGGUACAACCAUGAAAGACAACACAUCCUGAGAGUGCUGAGCCCGACGUACAAGCAACGCAAUGAGGACUUUAGGAAACUCUUCAAGCAGCUCCCUGACACAGAGAGACUCAUUGUGGACUACUCCUGUGCUCUCCAACGGGACAUCCUCCUGCAGGGACGACUCUACCUCUCCGAGAACUGGAUCUGUUUCUAUAGCAACAUCUUCCGCUGGGAAACGCUGCUGACAGUGCGGCUAAAGGACAUUUGCUCAAUGACAAAAGAGAAGACUGCACGCCUCAUUCCCAAUGCCAUCCAGGUCUGCACAGACACUGAGAAGCACUUUUUCACCUCAUUUGGAGCCAGAGAUAGGACUUACAUGAUGAUGUUCAGACUGUGGCAGAAUGCGCUGCUGGACAAGCCCCUGUGCCCCAAAGAACUGUGGCACUUUGUUCAUCAGUGCUAUGGCAACGAGCUCGGCCUAACCAGUGACGACGAGGACUAUGUUCCCCCUGAUGACGACUUCAACACCAUGGGGUUCAGUGAAGAGAUUCCCAACGAAGAGAAUGAGAUCAACAACGAUAACUUGUCAAAGAGCAGCGCCGAGGCCAAGCCCGAGGGGAGCCCUCUUCUGCUACAUAAGAAGGUUGUCGCAAACAGCGCCAUCCCCAGCCCAGGCAACCAUGACACACCCAUCACAUUUGACCUCCCAGCAGAAGAUUACACAGACUUUCUACCAGACGGCGAGCUGCUUGCUGUGCCACUGGUAGUGGAAGAUAAGAGUGAUACCAGCGGGCCUGGUGGUCCCGUCCCCUCACCCUCCCUGGACUUCAACGACAACGAAGACAUCCCCACCGAGCUCAGUGAUUCCUCCGAAACACACGACGAAGGUGAAGUUCAGGCCUUUCAUGAGGAUCUGAAUGGCAGGCAGCACAUCAACGAGGUCUACAAGUUCAGUGUGGACAAGCUCUAUGACAUCCUCUUCACAGAGUCGCAGUUCAUGAGUGACUUCAUGGAACAGAGACGGAUCUCAGAUGUGGUGUACCACCCAUGGAAGAAGGAAGAUGCAGGGAAUCAAACCAGAGAGAUCAUGUACACCAUCUCACUGUCCAACCCCCUUGCCCCCAAAACAUCCACAGCCAGUGAGACGCAGACACUGUACAAAGCCAGUCAGGAGAGCGAGUGCUACGUCAUUGACGCUGAGGUCAUCACACAUGACGUGCCCUACCACGAUUACUUCUACACUCUCAACCACUACAUGCUCACCAGGGUGGCCAAGAACAAGUGUCGGUUACGGGUAUCGACAGAGCUGCGCUACAGGAAACAGCCGUGGGGGCUGGUGAAAGGCUUCAUAGAGAGAAACUUCUGGAGCGGGAUAGAGGAGAACUUCCGCCAUCUAGAGUUGGCACUGUCCAAGCUGGAGGAGAUUUUAAACGAGUCCCACCAGCUGUCUCCGAAGGCCAAGGUGGUGAAAAACUCCACGGUGAGGCGGAAGAAGAGGCCACUCCCCCACAUGCGCAGCCAGCAUCUGGACGAGGCGCUCAGCCCCGUUACCACGCCGACGGACGAGGAAGUGAUUCAGAGGAUCAAACAAGUGGCAGGCUCCACGCAAACCAGACACCAGAGUCCAGAACAUCAUCACCUGCCUGGAGGCCUCGCUUUCUACAGCGUCUCCAAACUGCUGCUCAUCAUCAGCUUUGUGAUCUGUCUAAGCCUGGUGCUGCUGGUGUUCCUCAACAUGAUGCUCUUCUACAAGCUGUGGAUGCUGGAGUACUCUGCACAGUCCUUAACAAACUGGCAAGGCCUGCGGCUUCACGAAAGUAAACUGCCUCAGACGCAGAUGGAGUGGGCCCAGCUCCUGGAGGCGCAGCAGCGUUACCAUGACGCCGAGCUGCAGAAGUGGAGGGAGAUUAUCAAGUCGUCAGUGGUGCUGCUAGACCAGAUGAAAGACUCUUUAUUGAACCUCCAGCGAGGCAUUGGUUUAAGGGACUACAGCUCUGAGGCUGAAGAAAAGAGAAGUCGCUAUCACUGACACACCACCACAAGGCCAUGAGGGCAUGCUGUGCAAUAUAGGACCUGUUUUGUUUGUGAACCAGUAUGCAGGCAGCAGCAAGACAGACAGACAGACAGACAGAGGGGGAGGCGGGACCAACAGUGAGCUGCUCCAAUAGACACAAAGAGAGGAACAGUCAACUCCAGCGCACAAAGGUUAAAACCCCCCCUAGGAGGAGGAAAUCGUGGACAGAAAGUGCCCCUACCACACACAGGAACUGAGGUGUCCCCAACAUCACUGAGGCAUCGUGGGAAUGUGCGAGACUUGCUCCUUUUCUACACCUGUAGGACGACCAUUUCCUUCUACUCUCUCCUUUUCCAAGUGCAUCCUACUGUAAGCCAUGUCCACCAGACAGCGGCAGAGAGAAAGAAGGAAAACUACUGCAUGCGUUUUGACAACCUAGCUCCCCUCAGUCAGUGUUAAUGUGGUCCAGUUCCAGUCUAUGUGUGUCCAAAAUAAAACAAAAAAAAAAGAAGAAGAACAGAAGACGAGGAGAGAUCCAGUCAAAGAAAGGGGGCAGGAGGAAGGGGGGGGUCCUUUCGAGUCUUAAUGGCUUUCUACACUCUCUAGACUGUUCCAAACCAAUCGUCCCCUAGAGGUCCUCGCUGCAAUGUCCCUUUAGUAAACCUCCAUGUGAUCAGAGUACAGUAUUGUCCCACAACCAAAAACAAGAAAGCGCCCAUCAGUCCCCAACGCCUUGUUUGAACCUGGCCUGUAUGGACUCUGGCGGGGCUGGUUCCCUGUCAGAGUGCUGCAUUUAAAAUAUUUAUUCAGUGAAAUCUUAAGACUGCUGAGACCGAAGACAGUACUUUUAACCUUACAUACAAUUCACCUCGUCAGUUGCCCCUGCCACAGUGUUAGCUACCGUGCAUUGCAUUGUUCCUCAUCCUUCUAAUGAAGUAGAAUGUAUUGGCCUGGACAAAAAGGCCAGACUUCGAUCACAACUAUCUUUGAAAAGGGGAUGCUGCAGCCGGACUAAUAGGGAGACCUGUGUUCUUACAUGUUUUAUUACUAAACUGUGACUAUAUCUCUUUAAAAAUGUUUCAAAUUAGAAAGAAUUCUAUGAAUAUAUUUGAAAUAUAUAAGAAUAUUUCAUUAUUUAAUAUAUAUAUUUCAAAAUAUAUAAACAUUACUUAUAUUUAUUGUUAAUUUAUGUACAUAAAGAAAUUAUCAGAGCUCUAGACCAGUUAAAGAAUUUCUAACAAAAAGUGUUUUCUUCUUAAAAAAAAAAAAAUGCAUGCCAGAUAUGUCUGUGACAUGUCCAGUGUGCAAGUAUGAUUCAUUCGCGCGAUUAUGUUCGCGCAUGUGAGUGAGCGGGUGCGAGUGCGUGCGUGCGUGCGUGUGCACACGAGUGUGUGUGUGCUGUAAAGUGUGACAUUUUUACCAUUCCACACUUGUAUGUUUCUUAAUUAUAAUUUUUUUCUUUUUCUGGCUCCUGCAGCCAGACUGCCUUUUUUUUUUUUUUAAUGCUAAUGCAUUUGUAUGCCGCCUUGCAUUAGCCCCACUAAGCCUGGGUACAGUUUACAAUCGAAGAGUUUUGUUCCAAAAUGACAUAUCCAAUAUUUGAAAAACAAAAGUCAUGCCUACCUUUUUCAAAAAUGACUGAUUGCUUACACUAUCAAUUAAUGUCACACGCUAAGUAGCUUAAACUUAUGGCUGACAAAAGGGAAGAAGACAGACUUAUUAAUUAUCUAAAUUUUUGAGAUUGAAUGAUGAUGAUUUUCUCUUGUGAAUGGAUAUAUAACAUUUUGGAGAUGAACCCUUCAUCUGCCCUCUGUGAGCAACUCUUUGUCCAUGUUACCACAUCAGUGGUUCGGCGACUCUUUGCUCAAACGAACAGUUUGACAUUUUGAGAAAUAUGCUCGUUAUCGUUCUUGCCAAAAGUUGAAAUGAAAAAAUUGAUACCAAUCUCAUGUACGGUUAAUAUGAAGCUACAGCUAGCAGCUGGUUGGCUUGGCCCAGCAAGCUGUUCUCCCUUAUUUCCAGUCUUUUGUGCUGAACACACCAUCACCGGGCUCUAUUGGCCAGGUGCCAGUUAGCUGAUUUGUGUGCUAAUCCAACCAUCUCCUGGUUCUAGCCUCAUAUUAAGUGUGAAGCUAUGCAAGUGGUGUCAAUCUUCACAUCUAACAAUCGGCAGGAAAGCAAAUAAGCCUAUUCCCCAAAAUAUCAAUCUAUUCUUUUAAAAACACCUCCAACUUAUAUUAUACUCUUACCCUUCCCCCCAAUUUAAAUGUCUGUCUUGGAUGCAAUCAAAGCAUGAAAAUUAACUUUACGCAACUAAAUUGAACCAAAAGAAAGAUGUAAAAAUGUACCUUCACAAAGUAUCAUGUUGUUUUAAAUGAAGUAUUUAUCAUGUAUGUCAUGUAUUAUAUAUAUAUACUGGAGUAGGUGCGGUAAAGAGCAUCUCUUAAGAGUUUGUCAAAAGAGACCCCUGACAUCUGACAGACUUCAGCGAUGAAAGCACUUCCAAAAACAAAGAAAAACUUGCUUGUGUUAAAAAAAAAAAGAGGGAGAGGAAACGUGAAAGCACUUUAAGGCCUUUUCAGGUAAAAGAAUGAAAGAGAGAAGUGGCAGCGGUUAAGUUUGGAGGUGAAUGCAGGGCUGAGAAAAUAGUUUCUGUGCUGUAUUUUUUUUUUAUUUGACAAUCACAUGGGUGAUUUGCAACUUCCAAAACUCAUUAGAAAUAGUUGGAUUUUAAUCCUGCUGGUUUGUUAAUCCUCAGAAAAUAGUGUUACUUUUGCCCAAACAGUUCAAUAGUAGUUCUGUUGAACAUGAUUACAUGUCUUUCAUUGUGUCAUUCCAAAGUCCACAGACUGACACGUUCUUGUCUCUUUCAGGGCAGGGCAAGAAUGAGUGGAUUCGUAUGAAAGAAAAGGGAUCUUUACUGUGUGCCUGCAUGGCCUGUUACUGACUGACUUAUUGAAAACAGCAGAGAAGCUUCAGGACUGGACCCCUGCUGUGUGCAUGAGUAUAUUACAUUUGACGAAGGCACUGAGUAAUGAUAGGACAGGGAAAACCUUUAAGACCUGAAUGUGAGUGGUUGGAAAUGUUUUCUGUUUUAUAGAAAUCAUGACAAUGCUGAAAGAUUACGGUGAAGUUACGCUUCGUGUAUAUGAUGGUACAGAAAUGUCAUAUACAUGAAAACAGUGAUUGAAAUGCUUUAAGGAGUUUGUUUUUCAAAGUGUAUGAUGAAAUGGAGUUUUCUUUUUCAGAUGCUUGAAUUAUAUUUCUUUCUCUCUUUUUUUUAACGACAAACCUUCUCAUACUGUUUUGGCAUGAUAAAUGCUUGAUUAACCAGCUCUGUUUUUUAUUGCCACCUGAUUUUAAAUCUUGAGACACUGACAUUUUAUUUCAUUUUAUUAUCAAGGCUGGAUGUGAAAUCAUUCACACUGACAUACAAGACAUAUUUUAUGACUGAACUGCUAUAAAAUACAUCCUGCUCACUCCAAAUGAAAUAUUCACUCUGGCCUCCGAUGAACUGUCACAGCAGACCUGACUCUAAUUUAAUCUCCGCAAUUAUGCAAAUGAAAGUGUUACCUUCAUCAUUUUCCUUGUUUCUCAUUGGUACCAACAAAUUUGACUCAAAACAAAUCUAAGCUGCAACCUCUCACUGUUUUUUGUUUUGUUUUUUGCUUCAUUUUUCAGUCUUUCUUUCCCAGUGUGCACUCAGUUAUCUGUGUUACACAAAUGAUUGUAUGAUUGCUAUCGCUGCACAGCUGCGAGAACCAAGGUGACCCGAGAGUUCUGGAUGCCACCGUUUUGUCACUGACAACUAAUGAAUCGCGCGCUUCAUUGACUGUAUUAAUUGGCAUUUUCCUUGCUGUCACAGAGCCGGCGAGACAUUAGUGCCACCCACACAACACAGCACUAACUAACAGCCUUGGUUAACAUACGGUAGGAAUCACAUACACACACACACACACACAACCUCCUGAAAAACGACCACUGAUCAAACUCAUAGCAAAUGCUCUUCUUCGAGUAUGUCUUGAUAAAACAUGUACUGGUGUAGUUCUGUUCGAAAAGAGUUUUACUGUAUGUUUUUCUUUUCUUUUUUCU
This is a messenger RNA of Larimichthys crocea (large yellow croaker), 7055 nucleotides long. It is a transcript of the gene gramd1bb, whose product is annotated as GRAM domain containing 1Bb. Gene Ontology annotation, molecular function: cholesterol transfer activity; cholesterol binding. Gene Ontology annotation, biological process: intracellular sterol transport. Gene Ontology annotation, cellular component: endoplasmic reticulum-plasma membrane contact site; plasma membrane; endoplasmic reticulum membrane. The transcript has 24 exons. The record is from RefSeq and is a predicted model, not a curated record. Bases 174 to 2978 code for a protein of 934 amino acids. NCBI's taxonomy places the organism in Eukaryota, Metazoa, Chordata, Actinopteri, Sciaenidae.